Molecule: messenger RNA, 1753 nt
Organism: Empidonax traillii (willow flycatcher)
Lineage: Eukaryota; Metazoa; Chordata; Aves; Passeriformes; Tyrannidae
Gene: C1QTNF7
Product: C1q and TNF related 7
Exons: 4
Coding region: 527-1396 (289 amino acids)
Molecular function (GO): protein binding
Source: RefSeq, a predicted model, not a curated record
UGCUCCCUGCUCCAUGGUACACACUGAGCUCCUUCCAGAAAAAGUUUUACAGCAAGCUCACAGUUGCUUUAAAUUAGAAAAGUUGGCAAAUGGCCGAGGAAAGAAACGAGAGCUUGUUGAGCUGAGACAGACAGUUACAAAACUCCCUGCGAGAGCAUCAAGCUUUAGAUACCUUUUCACAAAGUACCCUAUUUGUCAUCGCAGCAUUUAGAUUUGUUUUAAAGGCUUUUGAAUUACCAAAAAUUACCUGUUGGCUUGAAUUUACAACUCUUGCACUACUCAAACGGAGCACGUUGCUUUCCCUGAAAAAUCCGAUGUCAUCUACUCAAGUGUGAGGAACCCAGUGGACUAUGAUUUCUUUGAAUGCUGUAAAUUAGCCCUGAAGGAAUGGACAACUCCAACAAAAAACCCCACACAAGUUUUAUGAGAAGACAGUAAAGGAAUUAGAAAAAAUAGCUUGGCUUGCAGAUUCUCACCUGACCCAUGCAACACUAAAUUAAGACACCUUUGUACAUCAGGUGUGAGGAUGUUUGUGUUGCUGUACAUUACAAGUUUUGCCAUCUAUACGAGUGAGCAACCACUUCAAAGCCAGCUCAAAGGAGAAAAUUACUACACCAGAUACAUCUGUAGCAUCCCUGGUUUGCCAGGCCCUGCAGGUCCCCCUGGAGCCAGCGGAUUCCCGGGGCCACAUGGACGCAUUGGUCUUCCAGGAAGAGAUGGUAGAGAUGGCAGGAAGGGAGAAAAAGGUGAAAAAGGGAGUGCAGGUUUAAGAGGAAAGACUGGGCCAUUAGGACCAGCUGGAGAGAAAGGAGACCAAGGUCACUCUGGUAAAAAAGGACCUGGAGGAUUGACUGGUGCCAAAGGUGAAGUAGGUCCAGCUGGACCACCUGGACCUAAGGGAGAUAAAGGAGACCGAGGAGAGCCUGGUGCCCCAGGGGUCUGUAAGUGUGGAAAGAUAGUGCUGAAAUCUGCCUUUUCUGUUGGUAUCACCACGAGCUACCCAGAGGAAAGAUUACCAAUUGUAUUCAAUAAAGUCCUCUUCAAUGAGGGGGAGCAUUACAACCCUUCCACAGGGAAGUUCAUCUGUGCCAUCCCAGGGAUUUAUUACUUUUCUUAUGAUAUCACCUUAGCAAACAAGCAUCUUGCAAUUGGGCUGGUCCACAAUGGGAAAUACCGGAUAAAGACUUUUGAUGCCAACACAGGCAACCAUGACGUAGCUUCUGGAUCCACGGUGAUCUACCUUCAGCCAGAAGAUGAAGUAUGGCUUGAGAUCUUCUACACUGAUCAAAAUGGUCUCUUUUCUGAUCCAACGUGGGCAGACAGUUUGUUUUCUGGAUUUCUCCUCUACGUUGACACAGAUUACCUUGACGCUUUAUCAGAUGAAGAUGAGCUCUGAAGCAGAUGAUAACAAAUGACAUUCAAACUGGACACCCCAGCACUGGAUUUUAUCCAGCUGUGUGGGAAACACAAAGUUGAAAGAAAAAAUAAAAAUCUGAGAGUUUAUUCUUGCAGUGAGGAUGUUUCUAUAAUCUAAGUUGGAUUUUUUUACUAAACAGCAGGGAUAUCAAAAGGAACUGUAAUUAACAGAACUGCUUCACUCCAGGACUGACUCUUCCUGAAAGUUAUGUUUAUAAUACUAUUUAAACAAAUUUAAGAUACUGUACAUUGGAUUUUAUAUAAAAUAUAUUAAGUGGCAAUGUAGAAUGGAUAUUUUGUAUAUGAUAUUAAAAUAAAAUUGAACAACUGACCACAA